Molecule: messenger RNA, 2715 nt
Organism: Rasamsonia emersonii CBS 393.64
Lineage: Eukaryota; Fungi; Ascomycota; Eurotiomycetes; Eurotiales; Trichocomaceae
Product: Cullin binding protein CanA
Exons: 2
Biological process (GO): protein ubiquitination; SCF complex assembly
Cellular component (GO): nucleus
Source: RefSeq, a predicted model, not a curated record
AUGGUGGACCGACAGUCAACCCUCCACAGUCUGAAUGGACUGUUGGUGAAGCUCGAUGAUCCCGAUCCUGAUAUCCGGUACAUGUCCCUCAAUGAUCUCCUGGGCAUCCUCAGCAGUCCCAACUCUGCCUUUCUCUCCCACGAUACCACCACCUCCGCCAGACUGGCAGACGGCCUGCUCAAGACUCUGGACGAUCAGCAUGGCGAGGUGCAGAACCAGGCCUUGAAAUGUCUCGGUCCGCUCGUGGUGCGAUUGCCGGUAGAGAGCUUGGCCCCCCUCAUCGAACGGCUCUCCAACUUGACCACUUCGCAAUCCAUCGAUACCUCUGUGCCAAACACGGCGUUGCGCGUCAUUGUCACCUCGCUUCCAUGUCCUCAACCAGGAAUUCCCCCGACCCCGGAGGUGUCCUCGGCAUAUGCGGCCAUCUCGCGAGUCCUCAUUCCGCGUCUAACAGGCCAGACUACAUCCCGGAGAGGAUCUGAAGUCAAGGGCAUGUUGGAGAAGGACCCGUCCAAAGGUUUCAGCAGCGACGCCAUCGAUGUCGUGAUUGAAGUGGUCAAUUGCUUUGGCCCGCUACUGAAUGAGGCCGAGGUGGCUGCCCUGCAACAGUCGGUCAUGUCGAUAAUCGAGAACGACACGGCCGGCACAGUCGUCACAAAACGGGCCCUGGCAGCUAUUUCCGCUCUUGUAGUCCAUUUUUCGGACGCCCAGCUCGGCGCGUUUGUGUCGGGGCUCGUCGAGAGUUUUCAGUCCCCGAAUCUGACUGUCAAUAAACGCCGUCAUCUCAUCGCUACGGUGGGCAGCCUGGCCAGGUCGGCUCCCGCUAAAUCUGGCACCUAUCUCAAGACGCUGAUCCCGUUUGUGCUCUCAGCCGUCAGUGAGCAGGAACUGGAGGACAUAAACCCAGAGGACUCUGAUGCAGAGCAUGAUCCCCAGGUGGACGAACUCCGGGAGACGGCAUUGGUGACGUUGGAAGGUCUACUGGCCUCCUGCAGCCAUGAGAUGCAGCCAUAUUUGGCGGACUCGAUCCAUGCAGCGCUGCGCUAUCUUAAGUAUGACCCCAAUGUGGCGAUUGAAGAGGACGAGGAAAUGGGAGGGACCCAGGAAGAAGGUAGCGAAGACGGGGCCACUGAGGAGCCCGACGAGGGGGAUGACGAAUUCGGUGACUUCGAGGAAGAAGGAGGCUACAGCGACAUUGAUGAUAUCAGCUGGAAAGUGCGACGCUGCGCUGCCAAAAUGCUGCACACCGUCGUGUCCACCUAUGCCGGUGGUCGUCUGUUGGAAGACGGCAUGCUGUAUCAGCAAGUGGCACCGGCGUUGAUCUCGCGCUUCGGAAAGGAGAGAGAAGAGAGUGUGAAGCUCGAGGUGAUCGUGACCCUCACAGCCCUGGUCCGGAAGACCAGUGAGGGCACCACAGUCGUCCCGUCCAACGGCUUCACUGAGUCCGUGGGAGGGACCAAGAACUCUCGGAAGAGGAGGCGUCAAGACAGCUUCGCCAGCACCCUCGACUUUGAACCUAGCAUGGGAACCUCAUCGGCCAUCAGUUCGCCAGUCGUUACCCCCGCUUCUCCCGAAUCCGGGCCCCAAGCUGAGCUGACACGCCUGAUCCCGGCCAUUAUACAAAGCUUGGUCAAGAUGUGGAAGCGCGCUUCUGUGCCGCUAAAGCAAGCCGCGGUGGUGUUGCUGAAGAGCCUCGCCUUGGCCCGCUAUGGCGGUCUGUCAGACUUCCUACAGCAGAUUGAGGACCCGAUUGCCGACGCGCUGAAGACCUCAUCUCUCGGAGGCACAGUCACAGCAGGAACCGCCGGAAACUUGCAGAUCGAGACGCUCAGUCUGAUCGGCGCAAUUGCUGAGACUCACACGUCGAAUGCGCUUUUGCCAUUCCUCAUUGCCUUGAUCCCCGGGGUUGUCGCCUCGGUCAACGAUCGGAACUACAAGGUCGCCAGUGAGGCCUUGGGGGCCAUUGAGCACAUUGUCAAGGCUCUCACGCCACCUCGCGUCUCCGCAAAUGAGCCAGAUAAUUUAGGACUCCAAUUGGAGAAGCUCUACGAUGUGAUUGUGAACCGCAUCACCGAUACAAGUGCCGAUCUGGAAGUGCGCCAACGCGCCAUCCACGUUUUAGGUGUGCUGUUGGCGCGUACAUCUUGCGAUGCCGGGACCAAAUUCGUCUCGCCUGAUCGACGGUCGAAGGGUCUUAAUAUCCUGGUAGACCGACUCAAGAAUGAGACCACCCGACUUGCCACUGCCCGCGCAAUUGACGACAUCGCCGUCCUUGCCAGCAGUGAACGCGAUGUCACUCCGGCGUGGAUCAGUGAGGUUACGUCCGAGUUGGGAGCUCAGCUUAGGAAGUCCGAUCGUACCCUGCGUAGCUCCUGCUUAGAGGCACUCCGAAGCCUGGCCAUGAACCCUAACACCAGAGCCCACUACGACGAGAAGACGAUGCAGGACCUGGAGAAUUCCUUGCUUCCACUUAUCACCCCUGAAGAUUUCCAUCUUUUAGCCCCCGCAUUGAUCAUUCUGGCCAAGGUGAUCCCCGGUCACGCGCAGCGACUGGUCAAUGACGCACUGAUCUCGGCGCUCUGCACGAUUGUAGUUGCCCCCUUGGUGGGAACGGCGCUUAAGGCCCUUUUGCUGCUCGUCAAGGUUAUUGGAGAACAAGGCGCCGGAGCGGACCUGAUGAGACGUCUUCUGCGAGACGUGGGAAUCAACGGCGAC